Seminavis robusta is the source of this 861-nucleotide messenger RNA. NCBI's taxonomy places the organism in Eukaryota, Bacillariophyta, Bacillariophyceae, Naviculales, Naviculaceae. The record is from the annotation of a GenBank genome assembly.
AUGAAGCAUUCCAGUGCCACCAGCGUCAACAAACGUCGUACAAGCGAGGACGAGUCUCCGAUUUCUACUAAGCGACAAGAAGAAAGGCCCAAGAGCAAGAAGGAACUUCGAAAAGAACGCAAAGCAGCGCUCAAAGCUCCUGCCAAAAGCGAUGCCGUAGAUAACAAGAGAAAACGAGCCGACGUGAAAGAUUCACAGGACCGAAAGAGACAACGGCGAGAAGAGAAACGGCUUGAGCGCAAAGUUAGAAAACAAGAAAAGGAGGCCGCUUUGGAAGCUCGCUUUCGGGAGCAAGACGAAUUGCGAAAAGGAAAAUUGGCAGAUAAUAAGGAGCCUGAAACGACAAAACAACCACAAUCUGCCGGAGACAAAAAGAAAGUUAGUAAGAAAAAUGACAAGGAAUCCUCCACAAAGAAGCAGAAGCGAGACCAGACAGAAGGAGAAUCCAGCGGUGACUUGGCAGUUUUCAAGAGCGUUUACAAUAAAAAGUCAAUCGAUCCCUCUACUGGCGCUACAACCUGCCGUCUAGGCGUUCAAUACAUUGACAAAAAAGUGGGUUCGGGACCUCCCGUGAAAAAGAAAAGUUUGGUCACUGUCAAGUAUCAAUUACGUGGCGGCAGCCCAAGCGGUGUUUUGCUGGACAGCUCCAAAAAUUUCAAGUUUCGCGUAGGCAAAGGUGAAGUGAUUCAGGGCUGGGAAAUUGGGUUGGAAGGAAUGCAACAGGGUGGAGUCAGACACUUGAUUGUUCCUCCCAAGGCUGGAUAUGGCUCGAAGGACAUAGGUGCGGGAUCUGGAGCUAUGCUCUAUUUUGACAUUACCCUUUUGGAAAUUCGGAGCCAUAUUGUGCAUCUUGGACGAUGA